This is a messenger RNA of Trichobilharzia szidati, 1811 nucleotides long. The record is from the annotation of a GenBank genome assembly. NCBI's taxonomy places the organism in Eukaryota, Metazoa, Platyhelminthes, Trematoda, Strigeidida, Schistosomatidae.
CAAUUCCGUUGCCAUGACAGCAAACACUACAGAUUCUUUGGGGAAUGUUGUCUGGUGGGGGUUAUCACCUGCGAUUAAUUUUUGCUCAUGUCUCAACGAAUUUCUCUCCAAUAAACACGACUUAAAUGAAAGUUAUAGUGUACUUUGUGUUGGGAUGGGGGAUUCAAGGCAUAUAGUGAAAAGUAUUUCUGCUGAUUUGAAAAAGCCAGUGGGAUUUAAAACUGUAAUUUUGUUCCUUAGCCUGCCAAUAAUAUUCGUAGUUUUAUUUGAUUGAGCCAUUAAUUGAAGCUUAUGCUAGGCAGAUGCUUCAACUGUAUAUUGCCCUUGAACCCAAUAAAAGAUUAAGUCUCCAGGAAAAGUCGGAGAUAUAUUUAGAAUUAUAUGGUAAUAUAAUGGUCCGAGAUAUUUCAUCAAAAUAUUUGACACAUGUUGCUGACAAGCUAAUAAGAAUGACAACUAAUCUAGAUGGCCCUUUGUCUUUGGGAUUUAUCGAUGUAUUUCACUUAAAAUUCAAGGAGCGGGAUAUGUUGGAAUCUGUACUUAAAUUCUGGCGUGGUAGGGAACAGACGAAAUUUGAUGCAUCUAAAUGUUGGGACUUUCGUCUGAGGAAGCAUCUAGGCACGCGAUAUGAUGCUAUUCCAAAUGUUUUCGAUUGGGACUGUAGUAUUACGUUACAUGACCGCAAGGCUACUCAAAUUAAUUCUAGAGAAUAUGCACAUUGGCGUCACUAUGGGAACGCAUUUGAACUUCGAGAAACUAAUUACAACACUAUCAAUAGGAGUUUAGCAUCUGGAAGAGUGUUUAAAAAUUCUGCUGGCGACAAAGGGGUUUAUUGGGGUUACUGGGGUGACAUAGUCUGUUCACCAUAUUUAUCAUUUGGCAUUGAUACAUCUGAAUACCCUGAAUUAAGUCGUCGUGUAAAUGGCAAACAUGCAUAUUCUGCAACAACAAUAUCUGAAGUAAACAUACGUAAAAUAUUUUGGCAGUUGUUGAAUCAACAACAAUGUCCAAUUUCUAUUGCUGCACCUUUCUUGGAGCCAUCAACUACCGAAGAUGAUGGACAGGUUUCUGGUGAAAAAGUUGAAUGUCAGCAGGAUAAUUCUUCAGCUGAUAAUAAAGAAUUCAUUGCUACACAGACAACCGACAAGUUCAUUAAUGGAGAUGCAAAGUCCAAAGAAUCAGAAGAAGGAGAGUUAACAAUUACAGAGGCUGACAAAUCAAAGCAAACCUAUAGCAAUUCAUUUGAAGCAAAAUUUGAAGAUAUUGAGUAUACUCCGUUAGAUGUCGCAAACACAUUCAAAAUGAAGUUUCUUCCAUUGAAUAGCUUCUUAGACUUACCUACAAGAUAUCGAUCAUUAUUUCUCAAAGAUGAUGAUUCUCCUUCUUCAGAGAGAAAUCGUUUCCGAAUAGUCUAUAUCGGAAAUAGUUUAGUUCAUCUGUUGUCUGAUCUUCAUUCGAGGGAAAUGAAGCGCAAAAAUUUGAACGUGAAGUCACAGGACACUGAGACGUCAAAGGAGAAUUCAGAGACAAUAAAAGAUGAAACUGAAGUUAGAAAAGAAAACAAUUUAGAAAGUGACUUGUUACCUACUGAGUUCUCUUUCACUGAUCUUUUGGAAGAUGAAGCAUUAUUGAUUGUAGAAUCUGUGUUGUACAUUGUUGAAAUUCGUGCUGAACAAGUCAAAGCCUAUUGCGAACAUGUGAAACAGAUGGCAUGUGAUCUGGAUUUCGAAGUUGCAAAAGAAAUCAAUCCUCUUGAAGAUCAUCAUUUAUAUUUUCGGUUCAAGAGGAAAUCAAGUUCUCCAAGCUUAUAA